Messenger RNA from Cyphellophora europaea CBS 101466, 558 nucleotides. RefSeq lists its product as uncharacterized. The record is from RefSeq and is a predicted model, not a curated record. Gene Ontology annotation, molecular function: phosphatidylinositol-3-phosphate binding. Gene Ontology annotation, cellular component: endosome. Bases 1 to 558 code for a protein of 185 amino acids. The transcript has a single exon. Lineage: Eukaryota; Fungi; Ascomycota; Eurotiomycetes; Chaetothyriales; Cyphellophoraceae.
AUGGAGAAUGACCGGUUCCCGGAGCUCGCCACCGAGAGCUCUGAACCCACAGCAGAGGUGACCACCAAACGCCACUCGGCUCUGUCCCCGCCAUACUGGCAGCAUAAGAGAACCGAUUCCAACGCGACUCAGACAUCGCUUCAUCCACCGCCCAUCAGCCUCGAGGAUCAUACCGCUCCAGAGUCACCAUCCAAGAGCUCGCUGUGGGCCAAAUCCAUUAGCAUCGAUGACUAUGUUAUUGUCAAUGGCAACCCUACAGGCAUCGGCGCCUACGUGGUGUGGAACUGUAUAGUCCAGACCUUGGAUGGAGGCCCAUUGACGAUCCGUAAGCGUUACUCGGAGUUCGUCGACCUACGGUACAGAUUGAACAAGAAUUUCCCGCAGUCGACGCGGACGUCACUGCCACCACUGCCGCCGAAGAGUGCCAUCUACAAGUUUCGUCCAUCCUUUUUGGAAAAGCGACGACAAGGUCUUGCCUAUUUCCUGACCUGUGUCAUGCUCAAUCCGGAGUAUGCUGGCUCAGACGCUGUCAAGGACUUUAUAUUUGGACAUCUAUAG